Messenger RNA from Triticum dicoccoides, 2886 nucleotides. RefSeq lists its product as uncharacterized. Gene Ontology annotation, cellular component: plasma membrane. The record is from RefSeq and is a predicted model, not a curated record. The transcript is spliced from 3 exons. NCBI's taxonomy places the organism in Eukaryota, Viridiplantae, Streptophyta, Magnoliopsida, Poales, Poaceae. Bases 520 to 2622 code for a protein of 700 amino acids. Gene Ontology annotation, molecular function: protein binding.
CCAUUGUUGGUCCUGUUCCACCUUUACUAGCCAGCCAGCCCCUCCCAAAGAUUCCUCUCCUCUCAUCUCCUUCUCCGGUGCACUUUGGUCGACCAACGGAAAAACAUCCAUUCAAUUCCAUACCAUGUGAUGCCUCCGCACUUCCUUUUCCAAAGGGCAGAGGAGAAGGACCACGAUGCUCUCUCUGUCACUGUCGCUGCCUCACUGUUUCCUUCCCCCACUCGUCCAUAACUGCGUGCCACCUUUGCAGUGUGCCACUACAAGAAUGCAUAACCAGUUUGGCGGCCUAAAUGCUUCAUUCAUAACAACGCUCCUACUAAUCCAGUCCAGUGGAUCUCUUCAGCUCGGUUGAUAAGUGUCGCAACCUCUCGUGCUUCUUUGUUUCGUUCCCGGGCGAGGCCGAGGACGAAGCUGCGUCGUCCACAAGCUGCUCCCAUGUGAUGUGCGCCUAAGCUGAGCUCGCCUCACUCCGGACUGACAGCACGGCACCGGUGGAUUGGAUCUGUCCUUCCGAGAUCGAUGGACCGCUCCUGCUACUUCCCGCUACGGUGGGAGAGCACCGGCGACCAGUGGUGGUACGCCUCGCCCAUCGACUGGGCGGCGGCCGACGGCCACUACGACAUCGUCCGCCAGCUGCUGCACCUCGACCCCAACCUGCUCAUCAAGCUCACCUCGCUCCGCCGGAUCCGCCGCCUCGAGGCGCUCUGGGACGACGACGCACGCUUCGUCCACGCGCCGCGCCACCGCGCCUCCGUCGCCCGGGGCCUGCUGCUGGAGUGUGAGUGCAAGCACGGCGCCGAGAACACGCUGCUCCGGGCCGGCUACGGCGGCUGGCUGCUCUACACGGCCGCGUCCGCGGGGGACGCGGGCUUCGUGCAGGAGCUGCUCGACAGGGACCCGCUGCUCGUCUUCGGCGAGGGCGAGUACGGCGUCACCGACAUGUUCUACGCGGCGGCGAGGGGCGGCAACGCCGACCUGUUCAGGAUGCUGCUGGACCAUGCCAUGUCCCCGAGGUGCUCGACGUAUGGUCGCGACGGGGAUGUCGCCGGCGGCCGCGCCUCGGUGUUCCGGCUGGAGAUGAUGAGCAGGGCUGUACACGCUGCCGCGAGAGGAGGGAGCGUGCGCAUGCUGAAGGAGCUCAUCGACGGUCGCUCCGACGUGUCGGCGUACCUUGAUAUCCGUGGAUCCACCGUGCUUCAUGCUGCUGCUGGGAGAGGGCAGCUCGAGGUUGUCAAGUACCUGAUGGCCUCUUUCGACAUGAUCAACUCAACUGACAACCAAGGGAACACUGCACUACAUGUAGCGGCCUACCGAGGGCAUCUGCCCGUUGUAAACGAACUGGUUGCUGCAUCUCCAUCAGCCAUAUCAGCUCUCAACAAUGCAGGUGAUACGUUCCUCCACUCGGCGAUCGCAGGGUUCCGAACCCCGGGGUUCCGCCGCCUCGACCGGCAACUGGAGCUCACCAAGCAUCUCAUUCAAGAGAGAGCCGCAGACAUCGGGAAGAUCAUCAACCUGAGAAACGACGCGGGCCUUACCGCCCUACACAUGGCUGUGGUUGGCUGCGUGCAUCCGGACCUCGUCGAGCUCCUGAUGACCACGCCGUCCAUCGACCUUAACGUCCAAGACGCUGACGGCAUGACCCCGCUGGCGCUGCUCAAGGAGCAGCUGCGAUCAACCACGUCGGAGAGACUCAUCAAGCAGAUAGUCUCCGCCGGAGGGGUGCUGAGCUCGAGCGUGCUGAGAAGCCGGUCGGCCGUCGUUUCGCAGAUAAAGAUGCGGGGAGGGAUCGCGAUCAGUCCGGGCACCAUGUUCAAGAUAUCGGAUGCGGAGAUAUUGUUGCACUCGGGCAUUGCGGCGACGGAGUCCCGAAGGGCUAGCUCGUGCUCUAGCGAUGGCAAGUGUGACCCUGUACAUGCGGAUGCAAACGGCGAAGGUGACGAGAACCAUGGAUCGUCGGAGAAGAGGCUCAGCUCUGCCAGCCGAGCCAAGGACCGUCUCAAGAUGAUGCUGCGGUGGCCUCGCCACAGGGACAAGAUGUCCAGGACGCCGAGGAAAUCCGAGGACGGCGGCCCGCUGGACACCAUCCAGAAGCUGAACAAGCAUGUCGCCGACACCCCGACUCCGCUCAGGCAGGCCUUCACCAAGACGACGGCGCUCAACAACAAGCGCACGCUCGCGGUCAAAAGCUCCGUCCCCAGCUCGGCCAGCAAGAAGAAGCUCAUCCACGGCAUCAUGGAGGCCAUGCCGCACCUCGCGGCGUCGUCGGCAUCGACCCGGUCCCCGCCGAGCACCCUCCCGAGGUCCUCCAUGUCGUCCGCGCCGACGUCCACCAAGCUCAAGGACAUCUGCUUCGAAGAAGACGAGAGCACGAUGGUGACGCCGCCGUUCGGCAAGCUCAAGGACAUCAUCCUGGACAACGACGACGGCGCGGACGAGCCGUCGUGCUCGAACUCAUCCUUGGCCGACGAGGGGGUCGGCGUGGCCGCCCGGAGGAACCACGGCUGCGGGAACGGGAGGCUCAUCAACAUCUGCUUCGGCGCGCAGGGGCUCACGGUGGAAGACUCUGCCAGCGGGCAGCAGACGAGCAAGAUGUUCAAGCAGCAGUGCCUCCGGGUGUCCUGACCUGGCCUGCGUUCGGCUUUGCGGUUCAGCGAUAUACUCCUAUGUGUGUGUGUGUUGAACUCCCCCGGCUCAGUUUGGUUUGGUUUGGUUUGGUUUGGCGUGCUGCUCCGCGUACAAGAGCAAGGUUUGGUUGAUUUGCUGAGAUAAAUUCCGUGUAUGUAUCAUAGUAAGGCGUGCUUGAUUUUUGCAAGGGCUUGAGCUUGCUAUCAUCAAGUUAUCGACGUGAUUCCCCUAUAUACAUAUACACGAAAUGUUUGAGCUGUA